AAAACCAAUCUCCAUCGUUCCUUCACAAAUUCUUAUUCUCUCUCAUGGAAGCACUGCCAAAUCCAGUGAAGAUUGUUGAGGAAUGCAGAGUCGGUCCAAUGCCGCCGGCCUUAUCUGCGCCCGGCUCACUUCCUCUCACCAUUUUCGAUCUUCUGUGGUUGAGAUUUCCUUCAUCCCUAGUUAUCCAACGCUUGUUCUUCUACGAAUUACCCCCUCAUCUGGGCACGGCCGCCGCUUUCUCCGAGACCGUUCUUCCAAAAUUGAAGCAAUCCCUCUCUCUUACCCUCCAGACCUGGACUCUUCUCGCCGGAAAUUUGGCUUGGCCUCAGAGUUCCGACAAACCGCUAAUCCAAUACUCCGACGGCGAUGCUGUCUCGCUCACCGUAGCCGAGUACGGAGCCGAUUUCCACCGUCUCUCCGACAAAUCCAGCUUCCGUGAAGCGACAGAGUACCAUUCUCAUCUACCAGAUCUUCCAUCUUCUCACGCGAGAGUUCCAGUUCUGGCUUUGCAAGUCACUCUUUUCCCGAACUCGGGGUUUUCCGUUGGUUACAGUGCGCACCACGUUGUAGUGGACGGGAAGACCCUAAGCAUGUUCAUGAAUUCAUGGGCUUCGAUUUGUUCGUCUUCUAAUUCCAUGGCGGAUCAGCCAUUCUAUGGCCGGGCCUUUCUCUCCGAGGAUCAAGAAAGAGCUAUGCUAAAUAGGGUCCUGGAUCAAGGCGGACCAAACAACAAGAGUGUCAUGCUCAUGGACCUGAAAUCUCCGGGCGAUGCCGCCUUUGUCACAUUCCAACUCACACGUGCCAACAUAGAGACCCUCAAGAACUGGGUACGAGCCAGACUGGAUAGGAAUCAGCAGACUGAUGUUCAUUUGUCAAACUUCACAGCAAUCAGUGCUUUCGUUUGGGUUUGUUUAAUCAAGCUCCAUGGAAUGCGAGGAGGUGAGAAAGCUCAGCUUAUGUUCGCUGCGGAUUGCAGGGGUCGAUUAGACCCUCCUGUGCCUUCAACAUAUUUCGGGAACUGCGUUGUGGGUUGCUGUGCAACCGCAGAUGUGGAUGGCCUGCUGGGAGAAGAUGGAGUGGCCAUGGCAGCCAAAGUAAUCGGUGAAGCCAUAGAUGAUCUGAAACAUGCAGAUCUGAAAGCAGCCCAAGAUCUUAUAUUUGGUAGAGCUUCAACUCCGACAUCACUAGAUAAAGUUUUCACCAUUGCGGGGUCACCUCGGUUUGAGUUCUACAAGGUCGAUUUUGGGUGGGGGAGACCGAGGAAAGUGGAGGUGAUCUCCAUUGACAGAACUGGAGCUCUCUCUCUUUCAGAUUCCGGGGAUGGCACAGCCAUUGUUGAGAUUGGAUUAGCUCCGAAGAAAGACAAAGUUGCAGAUUUUGCUUCUUUGUUUGCUAGUGGCCUUGAAGCUUUUGCAAGGCCAUAGAAGUUGCAUUACUAUCUAAUGAAGUUAGUAGUCCCGAGCGUAGAUAAACUGGCAAGGAAGAGUGUAUUGGGUUGUUGCUCUUGAAAUGCUUUGGUUUGGUGUUCGAACCCUGAUUAGGAGAUUGUUCAACAGGUAAGGAGCGAUCUUAAAAAUGAAAAAUACUUGCCGCCCUCACAUUUGCGGUUGUGUUAGGGUCGGAACCUAUUUGCUAGAUUUCCUAAUUCACCUCUCUUAUAGA
Diospyros lotus (date-plum) is the source of this 1662-nucleotide messenger RNA. RefSeq names its product phenolic glucoside malonyltransferase 2-like. The transcript has 2 exons. The record is from RefSeq and is a predicted model, not a curated record. NCBI's taxonomy places the organism in Eukaryota, Viridiplantae, Streptophyta, Magnoliopsida, Ericales, Ebenaceae. The coding region runs from base 45 to 1424 and encodes 459 amino acids.